Molecule: messenger RNA, 1455 nt
Organism: Aspergillus tanneri
Lineage: Eukaryota; Fungi; Ascomycota; Eurotiomycetes; Eurotiales; Aspergillaceae
Product: DNA replication factor Cdt1 C-terminal domain-containing protein
Exons: 1
Coding region: 1-1455 (484 amino acids)
Source: RefSeq, a predicted model, not a curated record
AUGCCACGCGCCUCCAUACGCUCCUCCCUUCCCCGAGGCCAGGCCGCCAUCAACACUUUUGCAAGAGCCACCAAACCCGGCAUUGCCCCGUCUAAAUCGGUCCUAGAUGGAAAGAGCAAACAGCCAGACUCGGAUCUCUCAGUGUCGCCUUCCAAGAAACGGAAAUUGAAUGAACUGGAGAACGUUGACUGUGGAAGCCCCUGUGGAGGAAAGGAAACGACCACCAGCCAGGCCGGAACCCUUACACCGUCAAAAUCUCUCCGGCUGAGUAAAUUGUCUGUAUCAACGCCAAGGAGUGGACAUUAUGCAUCCCCCACGCGCAAUGACUGGGGUGCUCUCACUGAUGAAAAGUCUGCAACCCCUACGUCACCCUCAAAGCGGUCUGUAGCCAGGGACAGUAACCCGCAGCAUUGCAGGGUCCUGGAGGUGCGUUCGGCUUGUGUGGAGGAAUUAUUGAAUCUGCAUAUGGCGUUCGUGAAGGCGUUGACACUCCAUGCUGCGCAUCACGGGAUAGUGGCCCCCGCCGAACUGCACGAGUUUCUUCACAGCAUCGAACGACUAUGGAAGAAGCGCAAAGUCGUGGCGAAGGAUCUACAGCGGCUCAUUUGGAUCUGGGAACAAGUGGCCCAGUCGACUACCUCAGCCCCUAGGUUUCGGCUUGCCAAUUACGGCCUAGGGAGAGUGUGUCUGGAGAGAAUGGACCGGACACAACAAGUAAACCCGGUCAACGAGAAUGAACUGCAUGACCAAUUCGAGCAGACCGUCGAAUUGCUGUGGGAGAAGGCGCUAGAUGCAGUGGGGGGCGACGAGAACCGUGUGGACUUCAUUGCAACAUUGGGCGUUUCCUCGAUCCAUGAAUCGCUAACGCCAUUCACGACAUUUCGAAAAGGUCAGCAGCGGCUUCAGGAUUUAAAAGGUGGAGUUAUUAAGUUGAAGACGGAGAGGCUGCGUUCCACGAACACGCAGGAGGCUGAGGGACAGGUGAAAACCCCGGAGGCGACCAAUGCUCGUCGCAUGGGACUCUUGGACCGAAUCCGAGACAAGGCGCUGCGGCAGUCCAAAUUGCCGCCGCCUCCGUCAAAAGAGAUGAUAUUGCGUGGAGCUGCUGCGCAACGCGCUGAGGAAGUCGCUGGCGUGCUGGCCUGCCUGCGACCGGCUGGUUAUGUGGGCAGCGGUCCGAAGGCGACGGUGGCUGCGCAAAGAAAGCCGUUCCGGCUGGAGAUGAUCGUACAGAAUGUGCAGGAUUCUAUGCGGAAUCCGAUCUCAGACAGGGAGGUGGAAAUAUGUUUAGAAAUCUUAUCUCAGACCGACAUUGCUGGUCAAUGGGUCAAUCUCGUCACUGUGAAUCAGAUCAAGUCGGUGGUCUUAAAAUCUUGCGCCGAUGUCAACCUCAAAGACAUCGGCACCAAGGUGUCUCAAUUGAACCUUGAACCGAAGGAAAACUUAACACUGUGA